AUGGACCCUUCUAGUAUAUAUUGGGAGAGGUAUUCCCUGGCCAGAUCGGAAAGGGAGAUAUUCCUUAAACAGAAAUCGUUACGGGAAGAGACUAAAGUAAACUUACGCUAUAAAGGGUAUUAUGGAUGUUCUGCUAAACAUCUUGCAAAUAUAGUGAGAUACCGGAAAAAAAAGAACUACAUUUUAGUAAUUAAAGAUCAGGAUAAUAGAUAUACUGACCUAUCUGAUAUUAGAAAGAUCUUUUUUACAUAUUAUCAGAAUAUAUAUUCAUCGACCAGUAAUCAUAGCCAGAAUCAAGAGAAGUUCUGGUCUCAAAUAAAACUUCCGCAAGUGGCAGAUGAAUUGCUUGAUAAGCUGAAUGCUCCCAUCUCAUCAAAGGAGAUAGAGGAGGCAAUCUAUAAAGUUAAGCUAAAUAAAGCAGCUGGUCCAUAUUUCCUUCCUGCGGAAUAUUACAAAAUACUAGUAGAAGAAGUAAAUCCAGUUCUGGAUAAGCUAUAUAAUAGUUAUUUUAUGUAUAACAGUCCAAUUUCCAAUUACUUUUCAGCAGCAUAUAUUUCUUUAAUUCCCAAAAAAGAUAAAGACUUAGAAGAUCCGGCCUCAUAUAGACCAAUAUCGGUACUUAAUGUAGACUACAAAAUAUUAACUUCUAUUCUGGCAGCAAGACUCAUGACGUGUCUGGAUAAAGUCAUCCAUCAGGAUCAGACUGGUUUCUUGGUUUCAAGAAAUUUCGCGAAAAAUAUGCGGAAAAUAACUACUUUAAUAGACUAUACUUGGAACUUAAAUAGGGAUAUUAAUAAAUAUUUCAAACAGGAUAUUGCAUUAUUGACACUGGAUGCGGUCAAAGCAUUUGAUUCCAUAGAAUGGGUGUACCUAUUUCAAACGCUUGAAAAGUUUGGGUUUAAAAAUCAGUUUGUACAGUUUGCUCGUAACUUAUAUCAGUCUCCUAUUUCUUUCAUUUUGAUUAAUGAUAAUUUAACUCCCGGAAUAAGGCUACAGAAGGGUACCAGGCAAGGUUGCCCAUUAUCCCCCCUUCUUUUCAACCUGGCUCUGGAACCGCUUGCCAUAUGGCUAAGGGAAGUUCUAGAAGGGAUCACUAUUGUUUCUUGUAUAAGAACACGGUCUCAUGCUGAAGAACGUCUCUUCAAAAACCUGUUCAGUGGUUAUAACAAAUGGUCCAGACCUGUCCCAAAUACCUCAGAUGUUGUCAUUGUGAAGUUUGGUCUAUCUAUUGCUCAGCUGAUAGAUGUGGAUGAAAAAAACCAAAUGAUGACUACAAAUGUCUGGCUAAAGCAGGAAUGGAAUGAUUACAAACUACGCUGGAACCCAGCAGACUAUGAUAAUGUUACCUCAAUACGAGUUCCUUCAGAAAUGAUUUGGAUCCCUGACAUUGUCCUAUACAAUAAUGCAGAUGGUGAAUUUGCAAUCACUCACAUGACCAAAGCACAUUUGUUUCAUAACGGGAGAGUAAAAUGGAUUCCACCCGCCAUCUACAAAAGCUCCUGCAGCAUAGAUGUGACCUUCUUCCCUUUUGACCAGCAGAACUGUAAGAUGAAAUUUGGCUCCUGGACAUAUGAUAAGGCUUGGCUUGACUUGGAGAGCAUGGAACGCAAUGUGGACCUGAAGGAUUACUGGGAGAGUGGAGAGUGGGCAAUAGUCAAUGCAGUUGGCACUUAUAAUUCUAAGAAAUAUGACUGUUGCACUGAAAUUUACCCUGAUAUUACUUAUUAUUUUAUCAUUCGGAGACUUCCAUUAUUUUACACCAUUAAUUUGAUUAUCCCAUGUCUGUUAAUCUCUUGUCUUACUGUGCUCGUCUUCUACCUUCCUUCAGACUGUGGAGAAAAGAUUACUCUGUGCAUUUCUGUACUUUUAUCCCUCACUGUCUUUCUGCUACUUAUAACAGAGAUCAUUCCUUCUACAUCUUUAGUAAUCCCAUUAAUUGGAGAGUAUCUACUCUUUACAAUGAUUUUUGUUACACUUUCCAUUGUCAUCACAGUUUUUGUGCUCAAUGUUCAUCAUCGUUCCCCAAGCACACACAAAAUGCCCCUCUGGGUACGCUCUGUCUUUCUGGAUCAUAUACCCAGAUGGCUAUUCAUGAAGCGACCCCCAGCCCCUGUGGAGGAUAUUAUCAGUCAGUAUGAUGCACCAGAUCUGAAGCUCAGCACGUCUAAGUACUGGAUGGAGACUGAUGUGGAUGAGAAGUGGGGUGAUGCCGAAGCUGAGCUCCAUUCAUGUCAUAUACGUCAUACAUCCUCCCACAACCACAAUGUCCAGCCACGAUAUGAGUAUAAUCACCUUGCCUCUGGGGGGCAGAGUCAGACCCCUCGACACAAUCCAGUAGAGAACAUUGAACCUAAUUUCUUACUAUCCCCAAGUAUAUUGAAAGCUUUAGAGGGUGUCCACUAUAUAGCAGAUCAUCUGCGGGCUGAGGAUGCAGACUUUUCCGUGAAAGAGGAUUGGAAGUACGUUGCUAUGGUUAUUGACAGAAUAUUCUUAUGGAUGUUUAUUAUUGUCUGUUUGUUGGGAACAAUCGGGCUCUUCCUCCCACCUUUUCUUGCUGGAAUGAUUUAG
Molecule: messenger RNA, 2568 nt
Organism: Bombina bombina (fire-bellied toad)
Lineage: Eukaryota; Metazoa; Chordata; Amphibia; Anura; Bombinatoridae
Gene: CHRNA2
Product: cholinergic receptor nicotinic alpha 2 subunit
Exons: 6
Coding region: 1-2568 (855 amino acids)
Biological process (GO): signal transduction; chemical synaptic transmission; nervous system process
Cellular component (GO): neuron projection; postsynaptic membrane; synapse
Molecular function (GO): transmembrane signaling receptor activity; acetylcholine-gated monoatomic cation-selective channel activity
Source: RefSeq, a predicted model, not a curated record